UGCCCUCGACCCGCUACAGGCCCGGCGAGCCUCAGACCUGAGACAGCGCGAGACGAGACGAGGCGAGGCCGUGGCCACCAUCAGCUAUUUACAUAGAACUGCCACCUCAGCCUCAACCAGGACAGUUCAGGUCACAGAAAGGGGAACUGGACUGCAGGCCUGGAAGCCAGCCUGCACAAUGCCUGCCUGGGGGGUCCUGUUCCUGCUCUGGGCUGCCGCAGAAGCCACCAAGGACUGCCCUGCACCAUGCACCUGCCAGGCCCUGGAAACCAUGGGGCUGUGGGUGGACUGCAGGGGCCGAGGGCUCACAUCCAUGCCUGCCCUGCCAGCCCGCACCCGCCACCUCCUGCUGGCCAACAAUAGCCUGCGUUCUGUGCCUCCCGGCGCCUUCGACCACAUGGUCCAGCUGCAGACACUCGACGUGACACAGAACCCCUGGCACUGUGACUGCAGCCUCACCUACCUGCACCUCUGGCUGGAGGACCACACACCAGAGGCCCUGCUGGACGUCCGCUGUGCCAGCCCCAGCUAUGCCGCCCUCCACCCACUGGGCCAGCUCACAGGCUAUGAGCUGGGCAACUGCGGCUGGCAGCUACAGAAACCUUGGGCCUACCCAUGGGUCUGGUGGGAUGUGGCACUGGUUGUUGUGGUCAUAAUGGGCCUGGCCCUCUUGGCUGGUCUACUGUGCACUGCCAGAGAGCCCCUGCUCCUAGGGUCGUUCUUCAGGCCAAGCGGCCAGGCCUGAGCCCCU
Messenger RNA from Myotis lucifugus (little brown bat), 751 nucleotides. RefSeq names its product glycoprotein IX platelet (gene GP9). The transcript has 3 exons. The record is from RefSeq and is a predicted model, not a curated record. Gene Ontology annotation, molecular function: protein binding. The coding region runs from base 179 to 745 and encodes 188 amino acids. NCBI's taxonomy places the organism in Eukaryota, Metazoa, Chordata, Mammalia, Chiroptera, Vespertilionidae.